Ruditapes philippinarum (Manila clam) is the source of this 2410-nucleotide messenger RNA. RefSeq lists its product as uncharacterized. Gene Ontology annotation, molecular function: protein binding. The record is from RefSeq and is a predicted model, not a curated record. The transcript is spliced from 13 exons. The coding region runs from base 236 to 2395 and encodes 719 amino acids. NCBI's taxonomy places the organism in Eukaryota, Metazoa, Mollusca, Bivalvia, Venerida, Veneridae.
GAUUAGGUUUGGGGGCGAAACGUCCUGUUUGCAAUCCGGAACACUUCGCUCGUUAUCCAUAUCCGAAGAUUGACGGAAGGGACCAAAAAGUUGCGAUUGCUUUAGUAGGAAGUGAAGUGAAAGUUGUCUUGACAUAGGAAAUACGGAAGAAGAAUAAACUUUGUGAACGUAACAAGAUAACAGUGUCAAAUUUGUGGUAACGGGUGGAUUAAUAUUUAUUUGAGGUUAGUGAGAGAUGGGUACCUCAGACAGGCUUCUUGUCUAUAUAGCGUUUUGUUGCAGUCUUACUCUGGUACAAACUGCAACUGUAAGUGCUUCAACUAUUGCUUCUACACAAGUUACUUCUUCUACAAACCAAUCAACAGCAACAUCACAGGUGUCAAAUUCAACAGUUGCUCCAUCUACCACACCAGCACCAGCAUCUACACCAUCAACAACAACAAUAACAACAACAACAGCAGCAGCAGCAACAGCAACAACAGCAGGAUCAACAUCAGCACAAACCACACAGCAGGCUGCAAAUUCAACAUCAAGUUCUACUACAAAAUCAACUCCUAAAUCACCAAAUUCAUCUACAUCAUUAGCUUCUUCUACUAUUUCUACAACUGCUAUACCUACAACUGCUGCAUCUUUGACAACAUCUGUCACUGAAACAACCACCACAACAGAGACACCGUCACUCGGUGGUAACUGUACUGGCAAGCCAACAGACUGUAGUAACAACAAUAUAAACGGAGCUGCCGUAUGUUUAAAUGGUACAUGUCAGUGUCAAGCAGGUCAUUUUCAAUCAGAUCAGUCCACUUGCAUACAAGAAAGUUCUUUGGAUCCAGUCAGUAUUGUAAUCUCAAAUAUCAAAUCUACAAGCCUGCAGGUGUCAUGGACACAUGAUGUCAGUGUGAAAAAUCUUACACUGGAAUAUAAUGUCACAGCAAGUAUAACUGAUGCUAAUGCAAACCCAUUUCAUGUCAACUGCCAGCAACAAGUUGACCGGAAUUAUUUGUGUAGUCAGCUUACACCUGGCUAUAUGUAUGAGGUUGAGAUAACAGUGACUUUUAAUGAUACACAUUCCAGAACUGGUUCCAAAAAUGAAUCAUUAUAUCCCAGUAAACCAGGGCAGUUAAACAAAGCAGCUUCAAAUUUGACUUAUACUGAUGUCACUUUGAUAUGGGACAGAUCAGAGGGACGUGUAGAUUAUUACUAUGUGCAAGUGUUUAAAAAUGAAAGUGGGAAAAGUGUGUUUAACGACACUUCUACUGACACCACCGUACAUGUACCAGCUCUCCCUCCGAUAACUGAUUAUUACAUCACAAUCAUAGCAAACAGUUAUGGCAAGCCAAGUGGUAUAAGGACUGACACGUUCUCUACUCUUUAUAGCGCACCAGAUCCUGUGACUAAUGUGACAGUUAUGGUAUUGAAUGAAACAGCAGUAAAUGUAUCCUGGAUAGUGUCCAAGGAAAAUCCACCCACAUCCCUGUAUGAAGUGACUACAAACAACUUAGUGGACUCCACUGCCUCUAGCCAGUCAUGUCUAGUCGAAGGAAUUAACAUAACUUAUUGUAUAGUGACUGGGCUGGAAGAAUACUGGAGAUACAGUUUUAAUGUUCUUGUGUCAGCACUGAAUACAACCAGUAGCCAAACAGAGUCUGACAACAUCACCACGUUGGAGGCAGAGCCUGGCAGGAUAACUAAUGCACGUUUUGAGUUGUUCAACUCUCCUUCCGACUGUGAUGCCAGAAAGGUCAAAGUUAUAUGGGUGGAGCCGGCUCUUUAUGACAGAAAUUCGAAAAUUGUUAAAUAUAGCUUUGAUAUUACGACAAUGAAUUUACAAUCAACAGAAUUUACAGUUCCUGAUCCAGAUCCAUAUAGUACGGAUAAUAGAAAGUUUGAAAAAGAGAUAACAGAGUUAAAAUCUGAGUCAACAUAUAACACAACGAUUUAUGCAAUAAGCAGUAAUGAUCAUUUAGGGCAACAAUAUACUUUGAUCAUAAGAACGGAUGUCUGUGCACCCCCAGACUGGUCUGACUCAGACUUGGAUGCAGUAAUGAUGCAAAGUUCCUCAACAUCUUCUGUUACCAUUCAGUUACCAAAUGCGUUCUUUAGCAAAACUGAGCAAGGAAGAUUGCAAGAAAUAGGAUUUAUUGUUUUACCUAGGGAAAGCAAAUAUUUUGAUGGUUUUCCACCCAUUAACCUUGAAAACAUCAAUGAUUGGCACAAUUCCAAGAAUAAUGAGUUUACAAAAGAAUUCAGAGUAGAAGUUACUACAGGGGACAUCAAGGAUGGGAUGUUUAAGAUUGGUUCUGAAGAUUGUACAUCAAACUAUUGUAAUGGUCCACUUCCAGAACAAUUCUCAUUCAAAGUUGCAGCAUAUGCUUGCACAAGAAAAAACUUUGUGUAGAGUAGCUAGACCAAU